Molecule: messenger RNA, 456 nt
Organism: Hydatigera taeniaeformis
Lineage: Eukaryota; Metazoa; Platyhelminthes; Cestoda; Cyclophyllidea; Taeniidae
Source: the annotation of a GenBank genome assembly
GUGCUCCUCUACUUCACUUCACAAAAUACUCUCUGUUCCGAGUGUAGUCCCGAGACCGACAAACACCAACCCGGUGUGCAGGUGAAAAUGCGAGCCCACACUGUCCCUGUGCCACCGCAAGCCCUCCCGGAGAUGACACUGUUGCGAGGCCACACAUCACCAACUAGAGUAGCCGAUAAAAGCGCUUUUUUAGCGCUUCAAAGCACCGUUCGAAAUUGCAUUCCUGUAGUCCUGCCCACGAGUAAAGGACCGUUAGAUCUGGCAUCGGAGGUCUUCGGCUCCACUUCUGCGGCCUUAAAAAGCCUUCAAAGGGUCUCCAGCGAUGAGAAUAUAGCUGCCAGUUUUCGAUUUAAAAAGGUCCACCUUAAAACAGUGACACCAGAACAAAUACGCAGGUGGGAGACCAAUUUCACCUUCCUCCUGAACGAUCCAGGUAAUUGCCUUUGGGGUGGAUAG